AUGGGGCAGGAGAUUGGAUCCGGGUCUGCUUGUUCCAGGCGCUUCUCGGCAGGAAGCCGAGGCGAUGAGUAUUUAAGUGCAGACACGCACAAGUCGCCAGCCAAGGACCUGCACCGCUAUGACUGGUGGGCAGAUCAAUGGACCGAGUUGCCUGCGCUGGGGGGACCAUGGCCAAGAGCGGGACAUGCAGCGGUGUGGGACACCAACUCCAUGUCCAUGAUGGUGUUUGCGGGCGUUCAGAACCUGACUGGGGAGUUCAGCUACAGCAGCAGCUUGCAUAGCUACAGCCCGCUUCAUGGCACCUGGACAGAGCUACCAGCGCCUGGGCCGUCUGGCCGCGUUGACUCCUCAGCCGUUUUUGAUGCCAACUCUGGCGGACUGCUAGUCUUUGGUGGCUACAACGCAUCUUACGUACGUGAUGUUUGGAGAUACAUCCGCUCACCAGCAGAGCCGCCUCUUGUUGCGAAAUGCCAGCUGGGGCAAGAGUGCAUGUUGCAGCUGGACCUGAACAGCUCUGUGUCUCGUUUGUCUGUCCAGCAGACAUGUUCACGGACAAGCAUUGAAGAGGCUAGCGUGGCAAGCACUGCACUGGCGCAAUCCGCACUUCUGGAGAGCCUGGAUGGCCAGCAGUUUUUCUUUCCAUCCUCCUCGUCCUCGUACCUUGCAAUUCCAGCAGGUGAGUACAGGCUGUGCGCUUGUUCCUUGCAUGAGCUGUGCAACCAAUCCGCAGAUUUUGACUCCACCCUUGGCUACUUCAUUGCCGAAGGGCCUUAUCCCAAUGAAGAUGGGCAUUGUGUUCUAGGGGGCUACUGCACCGUCGCUGCCGCUGGAAAUGGCCUCUCAAGGACGGACCGGGUGAUAGCUCGCAAGCGCUGUGGCGACCCAGAACCGUCAAACACGUUUGGCCAGCGGGCGAUCUCCGUCAACUUCAACCAGUCCACGGGCUCUUUCAUGUUGGACUUGGGGCACGUGGAGCUGGAAGGCUCGACUGAGACGAUCGAGCUCUGCUGGUGCCCUGCCGGCAAAUGCCUGAUGGAUGCAGAGUUCCGUGCCACCAUCAUGAACUUACACAUCGUGUGCCCACCUGGACGCUACCAGCUUGAUUCAGCCUGCCAGCUAUGCACGGAAGCACACUACUGUCCUGGGGGGCAGGAGGCCACGCAGCUGGCCUGCCCUGCUGCCAGCACAGCCUCAAUAGGUCAGCUGUCAGAUUGCAAGUGCUUCACGGGCAGGUUCUGGAGUCCCGAAGCUCUGGCUUGCCAGGCAUGCCCGGCCGGCUCCACCACCUCAGAGGAGGGAGCGACGGCGCUGGACUCCUGCUUCUGCAUGGGCGGCUUUUGGAAUACGCAGCCCGGCAGCCCUUCCAUCUGCGAGGCUUGCGGUGCCGGCUUCUUCUGCACGGGUGGCCUUCACAGGGAGCCGUGUGCUGCAUUUCAGACCACGGCAACAGAGACAGCCAGCAGCCGCGCCCAGUGCCUUUGCGCUCCCGGUGCCUUCCUGCUGGGUGGUGCUUGUGAAGUUUGCCCUGCUGGGCGCUUCAAGAGCGGCACCGGAAACUUGCCGUGCGAGGAGUGCAUGGUCGGCACGUGGAGCAACGACACCGGGGCAGUCGAGAAUGUUUGCGCCCCCUGCAUGGUUGGGUCGACCACGGAGGCGGCAGGAGCCCGAGACCUCGACAGCUGCGUACGUCCAGAUGUGGGCCAUCGGCGCACAUGCGUCUCGGGCAGGGUGUGCGAGGUCGAUGGGCUUUCGGGCUAUGGGCUGCGGGCUGGGCAUCGGAUGGUGCUGAGCCGUUCGCCGUGCGAUGGGUCAAAAACUGCCUUGCCCGGUGUCUCUCAGAAUGCCUUCUCGCAUCCCAGUGCAGAUGGUCAGCGAUACGUUUGGGGUGACGUGCUGCAGGACUUCACCCCAGAAGGUGGCACGGUGAACUUGUGCUGGUGUGCAGGCAUGGCUGAGCUUAGCUGCUCAGAUAUCAACCUCAACUUCUGGCUGACGGCCGGGGAGUUGUCGGUAGUGGGGCCCAUUCAAGACAACUACUUCGAGUGCGUUCGUGGUGAUGACUGUGAUUCCCUGAGAUCCUUUCUAGGCCACGGCCUCCUGGCCUCAGAUGGCGUCGCGGCUCGCCGCGUGCAGUGCGGAGGAAAGCAGAGUGUGGCCCUGUCUCGAUUGCUUGCCGAUGGCAUCGGCCAGCUCCAAGAUUCUGGAGGCGACCUGGCUCUCAGCUUUGGUAAGUCCACUUCGACUGAGGACUUCUGGUUGACCGCAGAUGCCAGUGAGGGCUACUUGCUAUGCUGGUGUGGCAAGACAGGUGGCCAGGCGUGCGUGCAUCCUGAGGAGUAUGCGGUGCCGGCAGGGCAGCUGCGUAUAGUCGGUCCCAGGACAAACCAGGAAGACAGCUGCUCCAUCGGGCAGCGCUGCUCAAUGCAUGCUGAGGGCGUUGGGGUGCAGCCGGGGGAUCGUAUCAUGAUUCUGAGCGAUUGUGGCCAUGGCUUGUCUGUUGCGGGCUUUCCUGGUGGUGGCAUUGCGGAAACAAAUGACACGGAACGCUAUGACUUCUUACUCUCUCCGCUGGAGGACGGCGUGUUACUCGCUGCACCUGGCAUCUACCGGAUGUGCUACUGCCGCGGCGAUUGCACCUCUGGAAUCGACUUCAAGGCCGUGGUGGGGUUGAUGACGGUGCAGGGGCCCUUUGCCAGGAGCCACCUCUGCACAAUCGGCCGCAGCUGUGCUGUGGCCCUGCCCGGCAUUGGCCUGGCCUUGCUGGACCUCCUACUGGUCAGUGCAGGUGACUCAGGUUGUGGGUCAGGCUCGGCGUUCCAUCUCGAGGCCGUGCCCCUGCAGCGACGGGAAGGCUCGGGCUCGGAUCUCGAAGCCAGCCUUGGGACCUUGCCCAGCGAUGCACGCCCGGGCAUCUACCAGCUUUGUUGGUGUGCACGAGGCUCCCACUGUGAGCAGUCUGGACGCUUUGGCGCCCCUUCCGGGCUCCUGGUGGCCGCAUGCCCGCCCGGAAGCUUCACCAAUGAGCACUUGGCUACUUGCAGCCGAUGCACACGAGGAUACUUCUGUCCAGGUGGAGUGGCAGAGUCCGCAAAGCGCUUUCCCUGCUCCUCGGGCGAGACGACCCUGGCAGUGGGAGCCGUGUCGGCCGGCGAGUGUGUCUGCGACCGCGGCUUUGGAGAUGCGCAAUCCCAGGCGUGUGAGGCCUGCAGCGUGGGCUUCUACAAGGCAGACGCCGGUCCAGGGAGCUGCUUCCCAUGCCAGGAGAACUUCACGACCCACAGCGCCGGUGCUAGGUCCAACAGCUCCUGCAUUCCGGAGACUUCCUUGCAAGUCCAAGGACUGGACGGGGGUUUCUCGAACACCACCAAGGUCCCUACGCUGACCCUGAACGUGUCCGUCCUGAACGUGCCGGAUGCAGGUGCACCAGGCGAGGAUGAAGUUCAGGAGUUUCUCCGGCAGGUGCUUCUGAUCGCGCUGUCAAAUGCAGCCCGGCUUCCUGCUGGUGCUGUGCAAGUCCGGUUCGCACAUGUGCGCCUGAACACAGGCUCAGGGCGGCGUUUGUCUUCGGCCGUGUUUGCGGUGGACCUGAGGUACCGCACUGUGGCAGAGGCCGAGCUGGCCAGCAGUGACCUGGACUUGGCCGCCUUGAUGUCGGACGUGCAGACAUCCCUCCAAGAAGAUCCACGGGGCGAUGGCUUGGUGCUUCAGGUGUCAGAGCUGCAGGUGACGUCUGUGGACUUGGAAUGCCCGUCGGGCCACUCUGUGCCGCCCGGCAUUGUUCCGCUCGGCCCCGCGGAGUGCGAGUGCAGUCCCGGCUAUGGCUUUGCAGGGGGCGAGUGUCAGCCAUGCCUCCAGGGCGAGUACAAGCCGACAGUGGGCAACGCUUUGUGCACAAGCUGCCCACCCGACAAGACCACGUCGGGAAAGGCAGCCACCUCGGAGCUUGAGUGUGGCUGCCAGCGCGGCCUUGCUGCGGAUGGACGCGCUUGUGUAGACUGCCAGCCCGGCUUCUUCUGUCCCGGCGGUGGCGAAGCUGUCAGGUGCCCGGAGGGGGCGACUUCGGGUGCAGGAGCCAGUGGACCAUCGGACUGCAUUUGUCAAAGUGGUCGCUACAGCUCGGGAUCCGCUUGUGAGCCUUGCCAGCCCGGGCGCUACAAGCCUGCAGAGGGCAACUCCCAAUCAUGCCCUUUCCAGUGCCCCACAAGUGCCCAGAGCAAGAACGGGUCUGCCAGUUUUGCUGAUUGCUUCUGCGAGCCGGAAUUCCAUGCUGUCCUUGAUUUGGCCGGGUCUCUCGCACGAUGUGCGAGCUGUGCAACCUUCACAAACCUGCGCUGCCCCGGUGGCUUCCACGAGCAAACCUCCAUGCAUCGACUGCCAGUUGCCAGGCCGGGAUUCUUCCAAACGGCCGAGCUCACAGCUUUCAAAUGUAGCGUCGUCCUGGAUGGGGGCCUGAGUGCCUGCCUGGGUAGCGACCUGUGCCAAGGGGGCUCAGGAGAGUGCGUUGGCAAGUAUGGAAACCGUUGCGACGAGAGCGCGACGGGCUGGCUCUGUGGUGAGUGCCUGCCAGGUUGGGCCAGGACCUCUUUCCGAGCUCCCUGCCAGGAAUGCGCGCAGCAUGUUGCGACGCUUUCCCUCAUCACCUCGGUCUUUGCAGAUGUGGGAAGCAAGGCAGGAAGGUUUGAAGGUGUGUUUGUACAGGAGUGA
Symbiodinium natans is the source of this 4704-nucleotide messenger RNA. NCBI's taxonomy places the organism in Eukaryota, Dinophyceae, Suessiales, Symbiodiniaceae. The record is from the annotation of a GenBank genome assembly.